This is a messenger RNA of Grosmannia clavigera kw1407, 2784 nucleotides long. Its product is annotated as nacht domain containing protein. Lineage: Eukaryota; Fungi; Ascomycota; Sordariomycetes; Ophiostomatales; Ophiostomataceae. The record is from RefSeq and is a predicted model, not a curated record. The coding region runs from base 1 to 2784 and encodes 927 amino acids. Gene Ontology annotation, molecular function: ATP binding; protein serine/threonine kinase activity. Gene Ontology annotation, biological process: peptidyl-serine phosphorylation; peptidyl-threonine phosphorylation. The transcript has 4 exons.
AUGUCGUCGUACUUUGAAGGCCUCAAGGCCAAGAUCCAGGACGGCAUGCUGAUUAAACAGGAGCACAUUGCCUAUUUAUGCAAGAAUCGCUUUCUCGACGAUAAGCUCCCGUUCAGUGUAGCCGAUGCAACUAAAAUGCUUAUACCUGAAGGCCAACGAUUUGCCGAAUCUCUUCAAUGGGAGUUUUGCCCGUACGUCUUUCCGAAGAAUAAACACAACUAUCAGUUGGAUCAGCAGAGAAUCCUUCCAUUCAUCCACUGCCAAAAGGUCGGAGAGGGGGCAUCGGGAGAAGUCGAAAAGGUCGUCAUCGCAGCGUCGCACUACGAAUUUUCCAGUGAAAACGACGGAGAGCUAGAGGUGGUGCGAAAACGCUUUCGAGUUCGUGGUAGCAAGGAUGUUUCUGAAAGAGAGUACAAGUGCUUGCGACUCUUGGACAAACUGGGGCAUCCCAACAUCAUUCCUCUGUUUGGAUCCUACACAUAUGACGAAAACCGGUAUCUCCUUCUCAAAGCCUUCGACAGAGACCUCGAAGACUUUCUUGAAGACGACACCCGUCACAAAGACUUUCAACAGGACUUGACCUUCUACUCGGCCCUUACAGGUCUCGCCUCAGCACUGUCGAAGACGCACAAUUUCAUGCUCACCAAUGACGAACAUAAAGUAGACUUUGAGGCUAUUGGAUACCAUCACGACUUGAAGCCGCGCAAUAUUAUGGUUUCUCACGACAGCUUUAUUCUGGCCGACUUUGGCGAAGGCAACAUCAAGUCGGCGCAGGAAUCAUCGCAUACGCGAUACAAGGAGAUUGUCGGGAGCUACAUUGCCCCGGAGUGUACCGACGAGGAGGAAAACCCGCAAACAAUCAACCGGGCCGUUGAUGUCUGGGCUUUGGGCUGCAUCAUUGCCGAGGUGGUCACCUAUAUGGAGAAAGGGACACGAGGUGUCCGGCAGUUCCGCAAACAGCGGAGACUUCCAGGGCGGCUCCAUAGAUUCGAAGACGAUGGUUUCUACAGUUCCGACGGUGAAGUGAAAGAAGCGGUCCUCGAGUGGCUCAAGACACUGAGAAGUAACGCCAAUGCCGACCUGGUCGAGCUCAUUAACCUGUCUCUUAAGGCUCUGAGCCGAAUACCGUCAGAUCGGCCUUUGAUGCACGAAUUGCAUCAGAGCUUGGCUGAUUUGAGUCUGCGAAAGUACUUGAGCACUACGGAAGAAUUGCUUGUCAAUGUCUGCAGGGAUGGAGCCUCGCAUGGGACAGACUCUAUUCUGAAAGAUUUCCGACGUGCAUGCGAUCUGCUCAAGCAAUGGGAAGAACUGUUUUCUUCGAAUAUAAAUAUAUUUUACGAAGACCCGAAAAAUCUACCAGAGGAAGCUAUUAGGAUCCUGAAGAAUCUGCUCCAGGUGUUGGAAGAGGAGAAGAAGGAAAGUCGGCUAUCAGACAAUGAAAAUUUUCAGAGGGCCGACCUCGCAUGCUCAGCGUUAGGACGAGUUUACGAGUUGUGGGAGCUCUUAGCCAAGCUCCCAGAAGCUCAAGGCAUUCUGAGUCAACGUCGCGAAGCAGACGGAAAUUUACCCAAAGUGUCCUUAACCACACCCGUCAACAUCCUCUUGCCCGAUUUCAAGAAGGCGGCGAGAAAGUUCAGAGACGGCCUUCCUGCCUCCGUGUCUCUUGAUGAAAUCGACAAAGUCGCUUCGAUCGAUGCCGUGUACGACAUUGUGGAAAAGAUACAGGAAAAGCAGCAAGAACGUAACGGGCUUCGCAAUCUGGCGAGGAUCCAGCCAUAUCUGCAUCGUCUAGAGGGCUUUGCAGAUACCAUUCAGAAGCAUGUCAUUGGUGAGAGUCCCGGUAUUCCAGCGCUCCUUUGGGGCCCAAUCGCACUUCUUCUGCAACUGGCGGUCAGCUCGAACGUGGCGUUUGAUUCAAUCGUGGAGGCCACUGCUAUGGUGGGGGAAGUGCUGCCUGAUUAUCCAGCUUUGGAUGCUAUAUUUCAAGAGAGCAUGGAAGCAAAAGAAAUUCUGCUCUUAUAUUUUCAGGACAUCAUGAUGUUCUAUGCUGAAGCUUUCCAGCCCUUCAAAAACAUCGGAAAAAGCUUUCUUUCCGGCGAGAUCCUUCAACGAUUUUAUGGCGCCACAAAGACAGCAACAGCCUUUUCAUUCCUGUCGUACCAGGUUGCUAAAGAUGCUGAAAGUCAUGAUUCGGCCAAAUUGGAACGCGUGGCCUUGACAACAAUUCAUUCCCUUAUCAUCCAGAUGGCUAAGGAAUCCGAAGAUCUCAUGGAAAUUGUCUGCGGUUCGAACAUGACACAAAUAAAUUCGGAUAUUGCAGCCGCGGGUGAUCUUCUUGCCUCGAUUGUUCGACAUGCUGGCUCUACACUUCUCAUAAUCGACGGCCUUGAUGAGAUCAGUGAAGCCCAGCGCGGCAGCCUCGUCGUGGAGCUUCUCAGGCUUGCAAGCUCUUGUAACAGGCUAAAACUUGUCGUGAGCAGCCGGCCCGAAGCCGAUCUAACAAGGCAUCUGCACAAUGUGGCAACGACAGUCAAAGUUCAUGAGAAUAACAAGGAAAGCAUCAGUAACUACGUCAAAACACGCGCCGAACGUAUAAUCAAGUCCUACAGCUACUACCCGGGAGAAGAAGAGCAGAUCAGAGACCUUUUUCCGGUGGUGGCAGAGCGUGCGAAGGGCAUGUUCCUCUAUGCCCAGCUCAUCAUGGAUAUGGUCAGCAAUAUGGAAACUUUGCCAGAAAUACGGGAUGAGCUGACAGUUCCCCCAGAAGACCUUGAUGCCACGUAG